Microbotryum saponariae is the source of this 913-nucleotide messenger RNA. Lineage: Eukaryota; Fungi; Basidiomycota; Microbotryomycetes; Microbotryales; Microbotryaceae. The record is from the annotation of a GenBank genome assembly.
AUGUCUCGCCCCGGCGACGAAUCCCUCGACGGUAUCACCGCGCGGGCCAAGGAGGUCGUCAUUCAUGAAGAAUGCUACAACCCACUCGCCACGCUCGAACACACCAAGCAGCUCGCGCGCGCUCUCGAGGGUGCGAUUGAGGGUGAGUGCUCAUGAUCAGAGCAGAGCGGGACAGCGCGCUGAAGGGUGUGCCAACACUGACGACCCUUUGCCUUGCGUGACAGGGCAUCGCCAGCUUUGGAACUACGGCUUCAUUCACCGUGACGUGUCCUAUGGCAACGUCAUGGUCGACCGGAACGGCGCUGGAGUCCUCAUUGAUUACAAUCUGGCGGUAAAGAAGGCUCGAACGGCGGAAGAAGAGUGUCGCCUCAGCCGCUCGGUACGUUCUCUCGUCCGUGCUAGCCCUCGACACGUUCUUGGUCUCACCCAACUCCUUUCCACCCUUCCCCUGUACCAUGAUCAACCACAGGGCACGCUUCCCUACAUCUCCCGACUCCUGCUCGUACCCGAAACCGAGAGUGUGGUGCAUGAGCGAUGGCACGACAUAGAGUCCUUUUUCUACGUGGCGUCCCGCACGGCUUUUCAAUCUGAACCUUCCGACGCGACCCUUUUCGAAAAGUCGGACGCUGCAGAUAUUUGGAACGCGUGGAACGCCCAAAAGCUCAACAAUGCAGCAAUCAGGAAAGGCUGGCUGUCUACGAGAUCCGGCUUCAGGGAGCUCCUGAACGCAUGCGCAUCUCGUUGGUCUGGCGCGGAGAAGGUUCUGAGUGUCCUGCAGCAAAAUUGCUCGCUGGAAUUUUCUUUUUCGGGCCUGGAAGACUUCGAGACUGAGCCAGAACUUGCGUCGCGUUGGAACUCCGGUCAGAUGUCGUAUGAACAUGUCCAGGCGGCUUUCAAGACACUUUGCGAGUAG